UAGUGUGUCGACUUGAAAAUGGAGUUCGAGGGAGGCAGAUGUGUUGCAAGUUCUCAUUGAAUUUUAAUGGUGUUUUUGCAUUUUUUGUAUUAAACUUUUUCAACUCUGAAGAUUGGAAAUUUAUCCUCGGAGGACGAUACUGUAACUUUUCACCAUACCGUCAGCCGAGGUUGCGUUAAGAAUUACUACGUUUAAUGUGCCAGAUGUCGUGUGUUUGGUGGUUUUAUUAAGCGCUGGAGUUUAGUUGAUUGUUGCUGAGGGUGAUGGUGAUGGUGAGGAUGUUGAUGUUGUGGUGGUCAAAUUGUGCUGCAGGAAAAGAAAUAACGACUUCCAGACUGCUUUUCACGUUUUUAAUUUAGAUGCCAUUUCCUACUUUUAGAAAGAAAGCCGCGAUGCAUUUUUAAAGAUCUUACAUAUUUUUUAGACUUUAUAUAAACAGGUUUUUUUUUCCUGAAAGAAAAUGGUGAUAUUUGCGGUUAAUUUCCCCGCCGUGGCUCCCUCGUCGGUGUUACUGCUAGAAUUUGGAUCCCGGUGAGAAAAGAUGAGCGAAGAAUCGGGAAAUCCAAACAACGAUGAUAGUUAUGCACGCGUGCGAGCAGUGGUGAUGACCCGAGAUGACUCAAGUGGUGGAUGGCUGCCGUGGGGAGGGGGUGGACUCAGCUGUGUUACGGUCUACAAAGUCAAUCGUCAGGAAGAAAAUGGCUGCACCGAUUUUCUUAUCCAUGGAGAGAGACUAAAGGACAAAACAGUGGUAUUGGAGUGUAUAUUGAAAAAGGACCUGGUAUACAACAAGGUGACCCCAAUAUUUCACCACUGGAGGAUCAGUGACAAAAAGUUUGGACUCACUUUUCAGAGUCCUGCUGAUGCAAGAGCAUUCGACAGAGGCAUUCGCAGAGCCAUCGAGGAUAUCCACCAAGGUUGCCCAACAUCAUACAAUGAACCAGAAAUUGAUGAAGAUGGCUUACAAGUAAGUACAUUAUAUUGUUAAUGUGUGUCUGUGUGUGUUUCUUCCCAAAAUACGUAAAAUGACAAACCCAAUUACUAAAACCAGAAGGGCUCAUCCCAGCAUAAUUCUGAAAAUGAUCCUCACCCAGCCAAACGUGUGCCCAGACUUUGUGUGGUCUUUGUUUGUAGGCAUAACUGUAAGGCUUUCUCAGUAUAUUUGAAAAAUGUCCACUUUGUUAGUUUAAUCAGAAAGACUUUGUAUGUGUGGCAGUAGUACACCUAAAAUUGUUGUUACCUGUUUUUAUUUAUUUAUUUAUUAAUGAUUUAGAAACAGUGUCAGCUUAGAAUCUUUAAUCUAUGUGGUGACUUAUUUUAAAUGAUUUGUAUUGUAAGACAAUGGCAAUUUAACAUUGUUUUGGCAGGGGGGUUACAGUAGACCUAGAAAUACUAAGAUAAACUUAAUAAACCUCAGUGGCAAACAUUUUUCUCAGUGUCUUACAAUAGACCACUCUAGAAAUGACUGAUUUAAAGUUAGGUAGAACAAAGUUGCUUAGUUGUGUGGAUUUGGUAAUGAAACUCCUUUUUUAAACUUGGUGUUUGAAGCCUCAAAUAUCAGAUGAUCCUUGCAAAUUGCUGACUGGUCUUUUAAGGAUCACAAGUGUCUAACCAAUUAACCACACGAAGUUCAAGAGAUUGAACCGGUCUCUUUAGAAACUGAGCUUCCUUUAAUGAAAAGGUAUGGGGGAAUGGAGCACUGUAAGGUGCUGUUUGAAGUUUGUAUACUAGAAACAAAGUGAUGGGUGCAUACAUGCCCGAUGGUAAAUCAAGAGUAUCAAUGCCUCCUCACUAGAAAAAAAAAAACACUACAAGCUGAAUUUGAGAUGCUCCUACUUUGAAAGUAGUCAAAAUGACAGUAAUAGUGCCAAACUAUUUUAAUUACAUAGAAUUGUUCUAUCAGAUUUGCUGAGGGGCUCAACAUACUGGCAAAUAAGAAACCUUAAAUUUAAACUGGAUUAAUACAAUUAUAAAGUUAAAGGCUGUUUUGAAGUUAUAUUAUUGAUUAUCAUAAAAAGCUUUGUAAUGUGAAAAAUGUGAUUUGAUGUCAUAACAUGAUCAUAAACAAUUUGCCAUAUUUUAAUUAAGAUUUACCAUUAUGUGGCAUUUAAAAAAUGCACUUCGAAUAACCCAACAUUUUGCGUGUAAUGUGUGUUAUGGUGAGUACUAGCCAUACAAGCACCUUACUUCUGAUCCUUAAUUGGAAGAUUAAGAGAGAGAAAGAGAGAAAAAAAUCAAAGUGUAAUCUGUCUGGAGAAAUAAAAUGAAUUAAUCCAAUAAAAUCCUCAAUUUUCAAUCCGACACAUUAAAAGCUACCUGUGUUAUUAAAGCCAACAAUCCCGUACCUGUGGUUACAUGGAAUGUGUUCAAAGUGAACACCAGGUUCAUACUUUUGCAAGGCUUGACAGGUAAUGAGUCAUUUCCAGGCAGGUGUAUUGGCAUGAUUAGCCAGCCACAAAACCAUCUUUAUUGACAGGUUGUGAGGAACAUCUCCUCUUACUGGCCUGAGGCAAAGGAAAGAUGAGUAAUACACUUGGCAAGAAAAACCAAAAGAUGUCAGUUCUCUUCAGUGGCUUCAGGCGAGUGCUUGACUGUUCUUUGUUGGGACCAGGCAGUACAGCUUUAUGCCAAACUGAUUAGAAAAAAAGGGACUGUCCUUUACACACAUUGUCUGAAGUGGUUUUGCUUUAGGCAGGCAGGAUGUGUGAAGUUACCUUUGCUGCAUAGCAAAGGUAACUUCUGACAGGAGGUGAUUUGCUUUUACAUUGGUAAAUACAUUUUAUAGGGUUUGAUACACAAUUUACCAGAGGGGUCAAGUGGUACAUUCUUAUAUGAACGCCUAAGUUUCAUUACAUGUGUCAGAAUAAUUUGCACCUGUUUAUUCCAUUAACAAACAAAAAAAAACAAUGACAUGCCUUCUAUUGGCUUGCUUAUGAUUCCACCCUAUUCAUUUACAGUAUUCCAAUAAUGGAGUACUUUUGACUUGCAAAAGAUGGCAUUCCUCUUAUUUAACACAAUGUGCUGUAAACCAUUAGUGAGGCAUGAAAUAUUCAUACACCAUGAAAUUGGUACUGUAAAUGAGGUAUCUCUGCAUGCUGUGGUUGAUCACCUACUUCUAGAGUGUAAUUAAGGUCUCUUGAAUACAUCUAGAAAGUUUUUUCUUUUUUAAUUCAGGGUUCUUGAAAAAGCAAAAUAGUUGGAUAUAAAACAGAAUAUUUGUUCAAAAUUAAACUGCUUUUGACACUUUGGAGGCCAGGAUUUUUGCACAUCUUUACACCCUUUUUCCACAGUUCCUCCUUGUCUGCAAACACCUAAUGGAAAUAUUUUGUGUUCUUGUUUUUAUUGUGCAUCUCCCCAAAAUGUUUUAAAUUAUAUUUAAAAAAUCAUAAAAAAAAAAAAAAAAAAUCAAUUAAGCUGUUAGAUCAAAGAUCUAAAAAUUGUAUCUAUUAUAAUUGUACCCCUGGCUUCUCAUUUAAACCACAUCCCAAAACAAUUGUAUGGGCCCUGUAUUUAUUUGUUUUAUUUUUAAAUACAAUUAUAUGCCUUUUUCUGAUCCAAUACCUUAAACCAAGGGAUAAAAUAAUUCAGUGUUUCAGCAGUACUGAAAUUUUCCUUUAUUCAAACUGCCUUUUCUCUCAUACUGGUAACACAAUUUAACCUAUCCCCCGCUUCCUGACCACUAGCCCCCAGCAUCUACUUUCCACCCAUACAAUGUACCUAACACUCAUUUCCGUCAGGCUACACCCAGACAACUCAUUCCUAUUGCAUCAUACCCUGUUCAAAUUAGAAACUUUUCUGAAACCCUUCACAGCAGCAGUGAUUGGUUAGAAUUGUGCUUAAAUGGGAAGCAUUUCAUCACUGUACAAAUCUUUUUAUUAUAACAAGUGUAUUAUACAGUCAUCCGUAGUGUUGGUUUUGAACAAUUUUCUGUAAUAGGCUAACAGAUCAUGUAGUCAGCUCCCACACUAAGACCUACAAAUACAGAUUAUGGAAGGGAUUCCAAAUUUGAAAGAGGGAAGUUGCUGACAUGCACUGGAGCCUGCAGUUCUGUAGUUGAUUGCACUGGUGUUGGUGUGGAGAAGCCCAAGCAGCAACUUAAGGUCUUGUGGGAAUUAAAGUGUGACGAGGGAGAGCGUUUAUGGGAAGUGCAGUCUUUUAAAUCAUGCUUCUGUUUAUGCAGCCAUUUUAGCUGGAACUGAGCUGAAGAGGAGUGUUUUUAUACGUUUGCUGAAUCCUGAGCAGGUGACAAGACUCAAAUGAGAAACUACUUUUAAAAUAUUUGUUUUUGUAGACUAACUUUAAUCAUCCAUAAGAUUUAUAAACAACUGUAUGCUAAAUUACUGGAUUCUGUGAUUAAAAAGGGAUGAUGCCAUCCUCUCCUUUCUGAGUGUUACUCCUCGUUAAAGAACAAUGCGCAUAUGUGUGUGUGUGCAGACCCACGAGAGGACGGGGACAUUACAUUAAAAAAAAAAAAACUACAGUACUGUACACCAACUCGCUGUGCUUCAGUUGUGUAAUGAUUGUGUACACGGCACCAGUGCAGGCGCUGUCAAAACACUUCCUUUCACGCAAUGAUUUGAACUUUUGCAUUUCAUAUUUUACUACACCAAAAAGCUGAAAAAAAGGCAUAGCAAUUUUGUGUGUGUGUUUGUCUUUAAAAAAAAUAAAUAAAUAAAAAAAAUAAAAUAAUAAAUUUACAAAUUUAAAAGAACCCUUAAUUCUAUUAUGAUCUAUAAUUUGCUUAAAACAAAGUGGUG
Messenger RNA from Acipenser ruthenus (sterlet), 4757 nucleotides. Its product is annotated as sprouty-related, EVH1 domain-containing protein 1-like. The coding region runs from base 542 to 988 and encodes 148 amino acids. Lineage: Eukaryota; Metazoa; Chordata; Actinopteri; Acipenseriformes; Acipenseridae. Gene Ontology annotation, biological process: negative regulation of MAPK cascade. Gene Ontology annotation, molecular function: protein kinase binding. The record is from RefSeq and is a predicted model, not a curated record. The transcript is spliced from 4 exons.